Molecule: messenger RNA, 3307 nt
Organism: Vespula vulgaris
Lineage: Eukaryota; Metazoa; Arthropoda; Insecta; Hymenoptera; Vespidae
Gene: Mmp1
Product: matrix metalloproteinase-14
Exons: 10
Coding region: 1325-3124 (599 amino acids)
Biological process (GO): collagen catabolic process; proteolysis; extracellular matrix organization
Cellular component (GO): extracellular matrix
Molecular function (GO): metalloendopeptidase activity; zinc ion binding
Source: RefSeq, a predicted model, not a curated record
GUGCCAGACUGAUUGUGAUUCAGAGUGGCGGUCGACUCCGGUCCCAGCUCCGCGUACUUCUCGGUCGUGCGCGUUAUAUCUUUUGACGAAUCCUCUCUUCCUCUUUUUUCAUUAUACAUAUAUAUAUAUACACGUAUGUAUAUAUGUAUAUAUAUUUCCUUCUCCUAAAAUAAUAUACAUCUUCCAAAAAAAAAGAAUUAAGGAUCUAGUGAUCUUCCAGAAAGAGGAAAAAAAAAGGAAAAGAAUCCUAAUUCUUUGUUUAUCGACUUUCUUUAUCAUCCUCCGUUAAUAAUCCUUACGGUGACGAAACGAUCGAAAGGAAAAAUAAUUCUAUUUAUUUCGAUUUCGAUCGAGGGAGUCUCAAGUUCGAAGAAGAUUAACGAGAGAGACGGAAAGAAAGAGAAAGAGGGACAGACAGAAAAGACAGAGAAAGAGAGAGAGAAGAGGAAAGUCGUGAAAUAAGAAAAAUUGGAAUUGGUGCUGUGAAGGAACGAAGUUUCAAGAGAAACGAAUCGGGAGAGAGAAAAGAAAGAAAGAAAAAAAGGAAAGAAAGCUAUUCGAGUUUGAAAGAGUGAACAAAUAUUACGUUAAUCGUCGAAAUAUCGCGAGGAAAGAUUUAUCAUCGUUUACUUAUUUUCCUUUCUUCCUUCUCGUCUGCUGUCUCACGUAUAUGUGUUCGUCCGUUUAAAGAAAAAAGAAAGAAAGAAAAUUAAAAAAAAAAUUCUAAAUAUAAACAGAGAAUAAAGAAAGAAAAGGUGAUACGUAAAGAUAAAGAGAGAAGAUCGAAAGGACGCAGGUACACACACACACACAGACACACCGUGUUUGUGUGGAGAGAGAAACCAAUCAAGGAAAAAAAAAGAAAAUAAAGAGAAGUGUCCUGCGAUUCAAGAAGACCUUCGAACGCGCGUGUCACUCUUCUCGACGCAUUCGGUUUUCGAAUCUGAGCGACUGGUAUUAUUGAUCGACCUCGUGUGCACUAGAGGGUAGUUCCAAGUGAAAAAGAGAGAGAGAGAGGGAGAGAGAGAGGGAAAGAGAGAGAGAGAGAGUGGGGCCAGAAAUACAAGAGAGAGAGAGAGAGAGAGAGAGAGAGAGAGAGAGAGAGAGAGAGAGAGAGAGAGAAAAUUGUCUUUGAGAAGAAGUAAAGUUUCACAGACGCAAAGUUUGCUCGUCGUGUGACGUACAUACGUUCUUCUUCUUCUUGUUAUUAUUAUUAUUAUUAUUAUUAUUAUUAUUGUAUAUUUUUUUGUCAUCAACAUCUUCCUCUUCUUCUUCUUCUUCUUCUUCCACUGCUUUCUGUCUUUCUUUCUAUCCUCCAUUUUUGAUGGCGUUUCAUUGUGAAGAAGGAGGAGGAAGCAUGGCACGAAGAACCAUAAGAAGUUUAUUAUUCCUAUUGGCUAUUGUUGCGACCUUCCUAUGCGAUAAAACGGAAGCAGCACCUACGACGUCGAGUAUUUCGGAUCUUUCUGCUAUGAGAUAUCUCUCGCAGUAUGGAUAUUUGCCAUCGGUUAAUCCUGCAAAUGGCGGAAUCAUUUCCGAGGAGUCAUUAUCUCAAGCAAUCUCAGAGUUUCAAUCGCUUGCUGGAAUCAAUAUAACAGGUUCUAUGAACGAUGAAACGGCCUAUUAUAUGUCUUUAUCAAGAUGCGGCGUUAAAGAUAAAGUAGGACCGAGUUACGAUGGAAGAUCGAAGAGAUAUGCUCUUCAAGGAUCGAGAUGGCGAGUAAAGAAAUUGUCCUACAGGAUUAGCAAGUAUCCAGCGGGUUUAAGUAGAACAGAAGUUGAUAAGGAAAUCGCUAAAGCUUUUAACGUUUGGUCCCAAUACACCGAUUUAUCCUUCACGGUUAAAUCUUCAGGCUCGGUUCACAUAGACAUCAGAUUCGAAAUCGGUGAACACGGAGACGGUGAUCCGUUCGAUGGACGCGGUGGUACUUUGGCACAUGCUUAUUUCCCGGUUUACGGUGGGGACGCUCAUUUCGAUGACGCCGAACAAUGGACGAUAAACAGUUAUCGUGGGACGAAUCUGUUUCAAGUUGCGGCACACGAAUUUGGACAUUCGCUCGGAUUAAGUCACAGUGACGUUAAGGCCGCCCUGAUGGCACCGUUUUAUCGUGGAUACGAGCCCAAUUUCAAUUUGCAUUCCGACGACAUCGAUGGUAUUCAAGCUCUAUACGGAAGAAGAACAACGACUGGUUGGGGACAGGGACCAACGAAUAUUCAUCCAACAUCUGUACCACCAACUGGCGAGGAAGAUCCAGAGCUUUGUAUGGAUCCAAAGAUCGAUACGAUAUUUAACUCCGCCGAAGGACACAUAUAUGUCUUCAAAGGAGAACAUUAUUGGAGACUGACAGCCGAUGGUAUAGCUAGCGGUUAUCCCAAACGGAUUAGCAAUUCUUGGAAGGGUCUUCCGGGUAAUAUAGACGCUGCAUUUACAUUCAAGAACGGUAAAACUUAUUUCUUUAAGGGAUCGAAAUAUUGGAGGUACAUAGGCAAACAUAUGGACGGUCAAUAUCCAAAAGAAAUAAGUGAAGGUUUCACGGGAAUACCUGACAACAUAGACGCUGCGACAGUUUGGACAGGAAACGGAAAGAUAUAUUUCUACAAGGGAACGAAAUUCUGGCGAUUCGAUCAAGUACAAAAGCCACCGGUUAAGAGUACUUAUCCAAAGCCAAUCAAAAAUUGGGAAGGUCUACCGGAUAAUCUAGACGGUGCUGUCAUUUAUCAAGGAUACACGUAUUUCUUCAAGGACAAGGGCUAUUACAGAUUCAACGAUCGUACCUUUUCAGUGGACGUCGCUGAGCCAGCGUUCCCAAGGGCGACAGCUUAUUGGUGGUUCGGAUGCAAGUCGGCGAGCAAAGGGACGUUAGGUAAUAUCAGAUGGCAGGGCGAAAGUCCCGAAGAAUCUUCCCUGUUUUCCGGCAUGCUGGAUGCCGGCGAUCGUGACUCUUUCGACAAUGACGUUAGCGACAUCAUAUUAGACGCAGGAGGAUUAGACGAGCAAUUUGCGACGCCAUCUAAUCAAGAUCGCAUGGAUUCUGGAUCGCGUAGCAUUUUCAACGGCGAGACAUGGUCCAUUAUCAUUAGUAUCGUAACGGUGAUCGUAGCGAGGUUCAUCGUCGCAACAUAAAUCAAAUGUACAACGAAGAAACGAUUCAAGGUUGAAGGAGAAAGGAGAAAGGAAAUACUAUAUGUAUGUAUCACGAUAAGGAAUCUCCGGUUAAUCCAUCCAACGGAGUGUCAUCGUGUUUGAAGAAUUUCUCAUGAGUCAAAACACGUCGAGGAAAACACGUGGAAAGAAGAAGAGGAUGAA